UUUCCGGACUGUGCUCAGGGCUGCGUUCCACACAAUGGGGGUUUGGCGCCGUCUGUUGUUUUCUGGUGGGGUGUCGCUUCUGGGUAGCGGCGGGACUUCUGUUUGGCUUGGGGGACGUCGAGUGUUGUUUUGUCAGCGCCAGUUAUCUGGCCCUGAGAGUGAGACCCUAAAACAAAGAAGAACAGAAAUCACAUCUCGAGGACUUCCAAAGCAGAAGCGAAUAGAAGGUGUUAAGCAAGUUAUAGUUGUGGCUUCUGGAAAGGGUGGAGUUGGAAAGUCGACUACAGCAGUGAAUCUGGCACUCGCACUAGCAACAAAUUCAAAGGCUGUUGGACUGUUAGAUGCGGAUGUGUAUGGCCCAUCAGUUCCAAAGAUGAUGAAUCUGAAAGGAAAUCCAGAACUAUCACAGAGAAGUCUAAUGAGGCCUCUUUUGAAUUAUGGUAUUGCUUGUAUGUCUAUGGGUUUCCUGGUUGAAGAGUCUACACCAGUUGUUUGGAGAGGCCUUAUGGUAAUGUCAGCCAUUGAGAAAUUGUUGAGGCAGGUAGAUUGGGGUCAACUGGAUUAUUUAGUUAUUGACAUGCCACCAGGGACUGGAGAUGUACAGUUAUCAAUCUCACAAAAUAUUCCCAUAUCAGGUGCCAUAAUUGUCUCCACACCCCAAGAUAUUGCAUUGAUAGAUGCACACAAGGGUGCUGAGAUGUUUCGAAAAGUCCAUGUACCUGUUCUGGGUCUUGUCCAAAAUAUGAGUGUUUUCCAGUGUCCAAAAUGUAAACACAAGACUCAUAUUUUUGGUGAUGAUGGUGCAAGGAAACUAGCACAGACUCUUGAUCUUGAUGUUCUAGGAGAUAUUCCUUUACACCUCAACAUAAGGGAAGCUUCAGAUACAGGCCAGCCAAUUGUAUUUUCACAGCCUGAAAGUGAUGUGGCCAAAGCUUAUCUGAAGAUUGCUGCAGAAGUAGUGAGAAGACUGCCACUACCUCUAGAGUGAUUCCCCAAGUGACCUAGAAAUAUGCCUGGUGCUUGACAAUAAGAAGACCUUUGAUAAUCAGCAGUGCUGUGGUGAAAUCUAGCAAAACAAUCAUAGUCAUAAUUGCUAUCUUGUAUUUAUAAGGAAAUUAUGUCUUAUUUCAGAUUUUAUUUGCUACACCGUGACUCACAAAUAAAAAUGUUAUAUGUGAA
This is a messenger RNA of Erinaceus europaeus (western European hedgehog), 1179 nucleotides long. RefSeq names its product NUBP iron-sulfur cluster assembly factor, mitochondrial (gene NUBPL). Bases 35 to 988 code for a protein of 317 amino acids. NCBI's taxonomy places the organism in Eukaryota, Metazoa, Chordata, Mammalia, Eulipotyphla, Erinaceidae. Gene Ontology annotation, biological process: mitochondrial respiratory chain complex I assembly; iron-sulfur cluster assembly. Gene Ontology annotation, cellular component: mitochondrion. Gene Ontology annotation, molecular function: ATP-dependent FeS chaperone activity; ATP binding; 4 iron, 4 sulfur cluster binding. The record is from RefSeq and is a predicted model, not a curated record. The transcript has 11 exons.